Messenger RNA from Galleria mellonella (greater wax moth), 2337 nucleotides. It is a transcript of the gene CCT2, whose product is annotated as T-complex protein 1 subunit beta. The record is from RefSeq and is a predicted model, not a curated record. Gene Ontology annotation, biological process: protein folding. The transcript is spliced from 10 exons. Bases 151 to 1761 code for a protein of 536 amino acids. Gene Ontology annotation, molecular function: ATP hydrolysis activity; ATP-dependent protein folding chaperone; ATP binding. Gene Ontology annotation, cellular component: chaperonin-containing T-complex; cytosol. NCBI's taxonomy places the organism in Eukaryota, Metazoa, Arthropoda, Insecta, Lepidoptera, Pyralidae.
GCUUAGGGUCUAAUUUUUGGCGAAGUCUGUUUUAUCUGGCAACACUGCUUUUUAUCCAUUUAAGUAUUCAUUAAUACGACUGAAUUUAGUGUCUUUUAUUUCACCGGUUUAAAUUAUAUUCUUUGCACUUCUAAUUUGUUAAAGUGGAAAAUGGUUUCCCUAAACCCUAUCAGAAUUUUGAAAAAUGAAGCUGAAGAAGAAAAAGCUGAAGUGGCUCGAAUGUCGAGUUUCAUUGGUGCCAUUGCAAUUGGUGACUUGGUGAAAAGUACUCUGGGUCCUAAAGGAAUGGACAAAAUUUUGGUUUCUUGUGGAAGAAAUGCUGGUCAGGUGGAAGUCACAAAUGAUGGUGCUACAAUAUUAAAAUCAGUGGGUGUGGACAAUCCUGCGGCUAAAAUCCUUGUUGAUAUGUCAAAAGUUCAAGAUGAUGAAGUUGGUGAUGGUACCACAUCAGUCACUGUUUUAGCUGCUGAACUAUUGCGUGAAGCUGAGAAACUUAUUGAGCAAAAGCUUCACCCACAAACAAUCAUAGCAGGAUGGAGGAUUGCUGUAGAUGCUGCCAAACAGGCACUAUCUGAUGCCAGCUUUGAUCAUGAGAAGAACCUUAAUGAGGCUGCACUCCGACUGGACCUUGAAAAUAUUGCUCGCACUACACUCAGUUCAAAGAUAUUGUCUAACCAUAAAGAGCACUUUACAAAAUUGGCUGUAGAUGCUGUAUUGCGACUUAAAGGCUCUGGAAAUUUGAAAGCUAUACAAAUUAUUAAGAUACCUGGUGGUCUUCUUGAAGAAUCUUUCCUGGAUGAGGGAUUCCUACUAAAUAAAAAAGUGGGUGUGCAUCAACCUAAACGCAUAGAAAAUGCCAAUAUACUUAUAGCUAAUACACCUAUGGACACAGAUAAAAUUAAAGUGUUUGGUUCUACCAUUAAAGUAGAUUCUAUGGCAAAAAUUGCCGAACUUGAAGUUGCCGAGAAAGAAAAGAUGAAGGAUAAAGUGAAUAAAAUUUUGGCACACAAGUGUAAUGUAUUUAUCAAUAGGCAAUUGAUUUAUAAUUAUCCUGAACAAUUAUUUGCUGAUGCUGGCGUGAUGGCAAUUGAACAUGCAGACUUUGAAGGUAUUGAGCGACUGGCACUUGUCAUUGGAGGUGAAAUUGUUUCCACAUUUGAUUCGCCGGAUAAAGUUAAACUGGGCCAUUGCAAGCUCAUUGAGCAGGUGUUGAUAGGCGAUGAGUGCCUGAUUCGAUUUUCUGGCGUGGAGUUGGGCUCCGCGUGCACAAUCGUCAUCCGUGGCGCCACGCAGCAAGUUAUCGACGAGGCGGAGCGCUCACUGCACGACGCCCUUUGUGUGCUUGCUGCCACCGUCAAGGAACCUAAAGUUGUUUACGGUGGAGGUGCAAGUGAAAUGUUGAUGGCGGAGGCGGCUUCUCGCGUGGCGGCUCGCACAGCUGGCAAGGAAGCAGCAGCAGCAGAGGCGUUCGCUACCGCCUUACGCCGUCUGCCUUCUGCCGUCGCUGAUAAUGCCGGAUACGAUAGCGCCGAGCUUAUUGCUAGGCUACGAGCCAGUCACGCACAGGGGGAGAACACCAUGGGACUCGACAUGGAGAACGGUCGAGUCGGUGACAUGAAGAAGCUCGGCGUGACAGAGUCAUACGUUGUUAAGAGGCAAGUGCUAGUGUCGGCCGCAGAGGCCGCCGAAAUGAUUCUACGUGUCGACAACAUACUAAAGGCCGCGCCUCGUCGUAGGGGCCCCGACCGUCGCCCUUGCUAAACAGCUUUACCUUAAAUCCAAUGUAUUUAAGAGGGCACUUAUAUUCUGUUUUUCUAUACUUAACGUACUAUAUUUAGUAAACAAUCAUGGCACUUUUGUUCAAUGGGCGUUUAAAAAAAUAGGUAACAAUAUAUAAUCAAAUAACGAAAAAAAAAACAGACACUACAAAUAAAAAGAAAUUUUUUGCAAAUCAUAAAAUAAGCCUCCCCCACUAAGGAGGUUAUCUGUUACCUAUGUGCCCUCUUAAUUAAUUUGAUGUUUCGUAAGAACUGUGUUAUUUAAUUAUAAAUAAUUCAAAUUAAUAACAUCAUAUGGUAACUCGUAUUUGUAUUACAUACAUUUCUUUUUGUCAAUUUUCGAAUAUAUGUUCAAAUGAAAUGUUUCUUUAAGUUAACAUUAGAAUAUUUUAUUUCUUUUAAUAUAAUAAUAAUGUCCCGAUAGUAAUGCUAGUGAAUUCACAGCUAUAAAAUGUCACACUAUGCUUUUAUUUACAAUUAGCUUUUAGUUGGCUUGGGCCCAGGGGCCAGAUGUCAUGAUGUACUAGUAAUAUCUACUUAUAAAUAAAGAUUAAUCAUA